Molecule: messenger RNA, 1823 nt
Organism: Ipomoea nil (Japanese morning glory)
Lineage: Eukaryota; Viridiplantae; Streptophyta; Magnoliopsida; Solanales; Convolvulaceae
Product: patatin-like protein 3
Exons: 2
Coding region: 122-1405 (427 amino acids)
Biological process (GO): lipid metabolic process
Source: RefSeq, a predicted model, not a curated record
UCCUCAUUCCAUACUCAAUAUACACUUCUUAACUUCCAUUUCUAAACAUCUCAGCUACCUGCCAGCCAGCGCUCGAGUCGUCGGCAAUUAAAGCGAGAUAACGCAUUUCCAGUGAUCAUUAAUGGCGGCAGUCUCCACAGUCUCCAUGCUCGACUCCACCAUGGAAGUUGACAAGCUCACUAACCAAAUCUUCUCCAUUCUUGAGAACAAGUUUCUUUUCGGAUGUGACGAUCCCAUGCAGGGCAGCCCCUUGAUGGCGCAGUCGGUUGCGGCUGCCGGCGGCGGCAAGAGCCUUGACACCGGAAAGGUUCGGGUGCUGUCCAUUGAUGCCGGUGGAUCCACCGACGGGGUCCUGGCCGCCAAAUCUUUGGCGCAUUUGGAAGCCAGUCUUCGCCGGAAAUCUGGGAAGGCGAAUGCCCACAUUGCCGAUUUCUUCGACGUCGUGGCUGGCUCCGGCGUCGGAGGGGUCCUCGCCGCCUUGCUUUUCACCCGCGGGAAGGACGGCGGGCCCCUGUUUACUGCCCAAGAGGCUCUCAGAUUCAUCGUCGAGAACGGCCGUAAAAUUUCCCGGCAGGAGCCGGGCCGGGUUUUCCGGAGGACAUUCAAGCCGUCAAAGGCGUUCAAGAAGGUGUUCGGAGAUUCGACUUUAAAAGACACUCUAAAAGCCGUUCUGAUCCCCUGCUAUGACCUCACCACCGGCGCUCCAUUCCUGUUUUCACGCGCCGACGCGCUGGAAAUCGACGCCUGCGAUUUCCUCAUGGCCGACGUGUGCGCCGCCACCGUAGCUCACCGUGCACUGGAACUCAAGUCGGUGGACGGCAGAACCAAAACCUCCGCCGUCGGUGGCGGCGUCGCCAUGAACAACCCCACCGCCGCCGCCCUCACCCACGUCCUCAACAACAAGCACGAGUUCCCUUUCUCCGUCGGCGUUGAAGAUUUGCUGGUCGUGUCGUUGGGAAACGGCGAGUCGUCGGACUCCAGUGCCGGAAAUCUGAAGCCAUCCCCUGCAUCUUUCGUUAAUAUCGUCGGAGACGGAGCUGCCGACAUGGUAGAUCAAGCUAUAUCAAUGGCGUUUGGUCAGUCGGGCAGCAAAAGCAACUACGUCCGCGUUCAAGGCCACGGAAUAUUGGGGAAGAAGGAGAGGAAAAUGGAGUCGGCGAGCAAGGUGGAAGCCAUGGCGGAGGAAAUGCUGGCACAGAAGAAUGUGGAAUCAGUGCUAUUCCAAGGGAAGAAGCUUGCCCAGACUUCAAAUCUGGAAAAGCUGGAUCUGUUCGCCGGCGAAUUGGUGAAGGAACAAGACCGGAGAAAAACCAGCGUUUUACCCGUCGUCGUCUUGAAACAAGCGGCGUCGGCAUCUCCGAGGACAUCUUCCGCCACCACACUAUCCUCAAUUUCUUCGUGUUAAUUAAUUAUUAUUCACAUCUUACCUACAUUAUUAUGGGUUAUUAGGUAACUAAUCAAAUAUUAUAUUAUAUUAAAUAUUAGUAACUAUCCCAUAUUAUAUUAAUUAGGGUAGGUUAGAGUAUUAAGUUUGGUCCACCCAUUCAUUGGACACUGAGUCAAGUCGAGUCGAGUUAAGUUUGCUGCCACUCGAGAUGAGCAUAAACAUCCGAGUUAGUGCUGAGCUACUGAUAAAUCUCUUUCUUUUUUAAUUUGUUGCCAAGGUUUGCUUUUUGUUUUUUUUUUUUUUUUGGGAUUGGGUUGGUCUCUAAUUAUUAAAUGUAAAUUAGAGAUGAGUGUUGAUGAAUAUGUAUAUGGUCUCUCUUGAAGUUAAGAGAGAAUUUGUUUAUGGCAUAUAUGCUAAGUUUGAUGAUUGAAAUUUA